UUGUCAUGGUAACAGUCCAGGUUGUCGCCAUUUUGUCAGUAGCGGUUUUUUUUUACCUUUUCAAAUGUUUUCCCUUCCCGCCGGAAUAAUGCAGUCAUCUUUUAUACCAGUGACAAUUGUCUUGAAAGCAAUGCGUCGACUGGAUCGGAUUGAGAAAAUUAAGAGUCGAACGAUAUAGCACAGUUGUUCUAUCUUUAGGCGGCGCCGAACUAACAUAGUUGUCCGUGUCUCGGGUCUACCGGGCCGGUUCGCUGCGCAGGUUUGGAACGCGCGCCAUUUUGUGAAAAUUGACAUAAAAUCUUGUCCAAACUAAGGCUUUUAUCUGACGGUAGUGUCAUCAUUUCUCAUGUUUUUUGGAUAGUGUGCGUCGCCGAUUACACUUAAUGACGAGUAGGAGUAUUGUCUGGAUUUAAUUUUCUGUAAAACGAACAACCCGAAUGUGUUUUACGAACGGUAUAAUAGACAGCUGGCUAGCUUGCUAGCUAGCAAGCUAGUUAGCCACGUUUGUUAGCUAAAGUCACCGAGCAAACUAGCAGGCUAGCUGAACUGGCUGGCUAGCUUGCAUUCGGGUGAUGGUAGCUACAGUUUAGAAGUUGGACCACUAACUAAGGAUGACUGUCGCAGGGGCGAUUUCGAUAUUUGCAGAUUUAGCCUGGCAGGCCAUUUUUUAGUUGAUAUUAGUGUAAGGAGAAAGUAUUAUCUCUUAAUACCUAGCUAGCUAGCAGGUUCGAAAUUUUGGGUGUCUCAUUGGAAGUAACGAUAGAGAAGCUGGAUAAGUUCCUUCACCAUAUUGGUUCUGGCACUUUAAAUGAAGAUCGUACCAUCAAAGGAGGAGAGACCUCAGCAUGCAAAACUUCAUCUGUCCGGCUGGCACCCUCUUUUUCUUUCCAUGCUGCUGGUCUUCAGAUGGCUGCUCCCAUGCCUCAUUCCCACCAGCAGUACAGUGACCGCCUCCCGCAGAGCACAGAGCCGCCUGUCACUGUACUGCCUUACAGUGACCAGACACAGCCACACACUGCCAGCCAGAGGCACAUGCCCCAGUGUUUCCGUGACCCAACUUUGGCCCCUUUGAGGAAGCUCUCUAUUGACCUGAUCAAAACCUACAAACACAUCAAUGAAGUCUAUUAUGCAAAAAAGAAGCGCCGGCACCAACAGGGUCAGGGGGAGGACUCCAGCCACAAGAAGGAGAGGAAGGUCUUUAACGAUGGCUACGACGACGACAACUAUGACUACAUCGUCAAGAAUGGGGAGAAAUGGAUGGACCGCUAUGAAAUCGACUCCUUGAUUGGGAAAGGGUCCUUUGGUCAGGUCGUAAAAGCUUAUGACCGCCACGAACAGGAAUGGGUAGCGAUUAAGAUCAUCAAGAACAAAAAGGCCUUUCUAAAUCAAGCCCAGAUCGAGGUGCGGCUUCUGGAGCUGAUGAACAAGCACGACACAGAGAUGAAGUACUACAUAGUUCACCUUAAGCGUCAUUUCAUGUUCCGGAAUCACCUUUGCCUGGUGUUUGAGAUGCUGUCGUACAACCUGUACGACCUGCUGCGCAACACCAACUUCCGUGGCGUGUCGCUGAACCUGACGCGGAAGUUCGCUCAGCAGCUGUGCACGGCGCUGCUCUUCCUGGCCACGCCUGAGCUCAGCAUCAUCCACUGUGACCUCAAGCCCGAGAACAUCCUGCUGUGCAACCCCAAGCGCAGCGCCAUCAAGAUCGUCGACUUCGGCAGUUCCUGUCAGCUCGGGCAAAGGAUCUACCAGUACAUCCAGAGCCGCUUCUACCGCUCCCCUGAGGUGCUGCUGGGCAUGCCGUACGACCUGGCCAUCGACAUGUGGUCCCUGGGCUGCAUCCUGGUGGAGAUGCACACCGGCGAGCCUCUCUUCAGCGGAGCCAAUGAGGUGGACCAAAUGAAUAAAAUAGUGGAAGUUCUUGGUAUUCCACCCAAUCACAUUAUGGACCUAGCACCAAAAGCCCGGAAGUUCUUUGAGAAGUUAUCGGAUGGGACAUGGAGCGUAAAGAAGACCAAAGAUGGCAAACGGUAUAAGCCCCCAGCGUCGCGGAAGCUGCACACCAUCCUGGGGGUGGAGGCGGGGGGCCCAGGAGGGCGUAGGGCGGGGGAGUCGGGCCACGCCGUAGCGGACUACUUGAAGUUCAAGGACCUCAUCCUCAGAAUGCUGGACUACGACCCCAAGACCCGCAUCCAGCCCUACUACGCCCUGCAGCACAGCUUCUUCAAGAAGACCGCGGACGAGGGCACCAACACGAGCAGCAGCGUGUCCACCAGCCCCGCGCUCGAGCAGUCCCAGUCCUCAGGCACCACCUCCAGCACCUCCUCCAGUUCAGGAGGAUCGUCUGGAACGAGCACGAGUGGCAGAGCGCGCUCUGACCCCACCCACCACCACAGACACAGCGGGGGGCACUUUGGCACCACCAUGCCAGCCAUAGACUGUGACAACCUGUGCCCACAGGCGAGACCGCCGUACCACGCCCCUGUAGUGUGGCCAGGCAGCGUUGGACCAGAACCAGUCACUGUAGAAACCCACCCAGUCCAGGAGACCACCUUUCACGUGCCUCCCCAGCACCCGAAGGCGCUGCAUCCGCACCACCAUCCGCACCACCACCACCACCACCACCACCACGGACAGGUGUUGGCCACGAGGCCUCGCCCGCGCCUCUACAACUCCCCUACCAACAGCGCCUCCACGCAGGAUUCCAUGGAGGUGGUGCACGGCCACCUGUCCAUGACCUCGCUGUCUUCCUCCGCCUCCUCGUCCUCCACUUCCUCCUCUUCCACUGGGAACCACGGCAACCACGCCUACCAGCUGCGCCAGGUGCCCGCCGGCGCCUUGGACUUUGGCCAGAAUGGAAGCAUGGGCAUGGGGCUGGGCGCCUUCUCCAACCCCCGCCAAGAGACUGGCAUGGCGGGGCACCCCACGUACCCGCUGGGGGCGGGCGCGGCUGCCGGCCCUGCCCACUACAUGAGCGAGGGCCUGGCCAUGCGGCAGGGCCUGGAUCGGGAGGAGUCGCCCAUGACUGGAGUUUGUGUUCAGCAGAGCUCCAUGGCCAGUUCGUGACUAAACUCAAACUAAUGGGGUUUGUUUUUUCUCUGUGUGAUUUUUAAAAGGUGGUGUUUUUUUUUUUUUCCUCCUCUUCUUUUUAUUUUUUUUUUCCUUUUUUAAAAAAAAAAGGUGCAUAGAGAUCAAAAGCUGCUCAUAUCAGGAGGGAGAUAUCACUGAACCGCUACAACAGAAGAGUCUAUUUAAGAGAAAAAAGAAAAUACAAAAAAAGUAUAUAUGUAAUUCCAUGAUUUUCCUUUUUAAAUAGGCACAUUAGUAAUACUGCAAAAUAACCAUAGUGAAAUUGAAACCAUCUACCCGUUCAUAUGCUGCACAUAGUACUUAUUUGCCAUCUGUUCUGUGGAAAAUAGGGUCUGUAUUAACGCUGAGCAUUUGAGAGUGGAGAGCUGUUUUUUACAGGUAGCUAUAUGUAAAGAAAUGCAAAAACAUUCAAGUUUUUUCUUUCUGAACAGUGAAAACAUUUGACCUUUUUUCCGUUCCACUGGUUGUUUAAUUUAUUUACCCUUUAAGUGAAACUUCACAAACGAACUAUGUGUCACCUGUAGCGUGUGCAGGAGCAGUCCUUGCAGUGAUAUUUCGUGUUGUUGGUCUUGUGUAACUCUUUUGACAAGGGGGGGGGGCGGGGGGGCACAGAAGCAGGUGGAUGUUCCCUGGCGGCGCGGUGCGGGCCCGGGGAGGGGACUGAGUGUGUGGGCACUGAGCUCAUGGGGGAGGGAGCUUAGGGAAGGGGGGGGGUUGCGCGGGCCAGAUGGCCUCCCCCAGGCCGGCUUCGCUAAGACCCUCUGCUGGACUCUGGGGGUUUGGGUUGGGGUGGGGGGGUGCUGGACAUGCACUGAGGAGCAGCAGGAGAGAUUGCGGGAGAUGAACCUGGGGCUGUUGACGACAGAAACCCUUUGGCCUUAUGAUCUAUGGACUUUGAAUGAAACGGAGCUGGACAUUUAUCAUUUGAAUAAAGAUGGCUUUCCUCUAUUUUUAACAUUUAAACAGCCCUUAAUUGAUGAGGGAAAAGUUGAAUAGAAAAAGGUAAUGGAGAGGUAAUCAAGAGGCCUUUCUUUCACCCAGAUUUCUCACUCAAGGGGACUCUUAAUCGCAGGGUCUUGUUCAAGUGUCCCAAACAUGACUUCCUAAAAAAAAAAAAAAAAAAUCUUGUUCACAGAAGUGGGAUUUUUGCAAUGAAGUUUUUAUUUCUCUCCUUUUUUUUUUGUUGGGAGUCCCUUGCUUUUGAUUUCUUGGGUCUAGUUUUGAUUUCCUCGGUAGUGCUUCUCUCUGAGGCAUAGGGCCGGUGACUGCUGCCCGGCACGCAGUCAGCCUGUUCAUCUGUCGCCUAGGAAACGAGAGAGAGCCCACCGUCACGGGACUGCCUUUCCUCCUCACAAAUUAUGCUGUGAAUUUUACAAGGAUUUCUUUUUCCCUUUUUCAUUUAUUUUCUACCAAAGCAGUUGUUUUAUAGCACAUAGGGUGUCUGUAACCAAUAAUGUAGCAGUUCACCACUUCAACGCAAAAUUGAUUUAGAUUAUUUAUGUCAAGUACAAAAGGCUUUAUCUGUUGCUUUUUUCAAACCUGAACUGUUGCCUAACAGAAUUGGCUGUUGUGUAACCCAACAUUUUUUCUUAUCCAAGCAUUUUUGUUCUUUUUAUUUCCUUUAAAAGUUAACAAACUAUGACAGCAUCGAAACACUGAAUUACUCUGCAGGCUCCAGAGUAAUCGAAUGAAUGCAAAUAUUUCUGAGGAGAGAACCGCAUCGUUUUUUUUCUUUUUUCUUUUUGAUUUCCUCGUCUGUGAGCAGGCUAUGCUGCCUUUCAUCUUUUAAUUUUUAUUAACGUGCUAGUUGCUACCAUACCACCUAACACAACGCGUGGCUACUCAGACCUAACUAUCUGGACAGUGUACUGUAGCUACAGUCGAGUUUAACGCAAAGUCUUUCUAUUAACUGUAAUUUUUCUCCAAGUCAUUUGGUUUAAUCUGGCCAUACUGCCCUUAUUGAUGGUGGACUACUUAAAGGGAAAGAAUAGUUGGCACACCCAUGGCCACACAGGGAUGAUUGGGCACACUUCUCGUGCGUGUGUGUGAGUAUGUAUGUUUGUGUGCGUGUGUGUGUUCCAGCUGUAUGUUCGGAGUCACCGCGGCGGCGUCAUGCAGGACAUCUGCGUCUUCAUUUGAUAUCAGGGAUUGUGAAGUGCUUUCUUUUCCAGUCUCACUACUCAAAGCAGACAGCUGCACCCACCCACCCACCCAGGCCCUGCCUCCACGGGGACCACUGGAGGGCGCUGUUCCCACCCACUGCACGCCUUCACUCAGCCAUCCUCUCGCCUAGCUAUCUCUCCUUCAAAGGCUCGAUUAUGUUUAAGAAACCAACAAUUCCCAUUCAAAGGCUAAGGGUAACAAGACUAUGGGUUAUCUGAAUGUUAGGUUGAUUGCAAUUGUUUUAUAUAUCUAUAUAUCUUUAACCAUUUGAAAGGAAAAUUCUAGUAGUUUUGCUGGUGUUCACAUAAAACAUUCCAAAAUAAAAAAAUUAAAAAAUACAGAGAGACUUUUAAGUGUGCACCUGUUUCAGCUGUUCCUGAAUCUGAUUUAGUGCAGUUUUCAUGAAAUGCAGCCCCUUUUUAAUAGUGGAAAUAGAAUUUAUGUAUAUAUUUAUAUUUUUUUAAUAAAGGAAGUAUAGAACUCACUACAUUUGCUCCUGCUGGUAUGUUAAUUACAUUUGAGGAUUUGGUUACCAUUCAGUAGAGGAAAUUCUGUGAUUUUAGUCAAUGGCUUAACUUUGCAUCUGGGCAGAGGUACUUGACUUCACCAGGACAACACUAAAAGGUAGGGUUUGUACUGACGAGGAAAGGCCAGAUCUACCUUACCAUUAUGCUCACAGGGUAUAUAGUUAAUGCAUGUAUAUCCACAAACCUUACUUUUUGGUUGUACGAGAAAUUUAUUGUUGAAGAGGUCUGUUUUCCAUAAAGGCUGUUAUUUGAAUGCACAUAAAUAAGGUAAAAUGUUGGUCAUCAAAUCAUCUCUACAAAUACUGAAGUUCUCUGAAUUCCAUCUUUUUUCCCUUUCUUUUCGUCUUUUUGAUUCACUUGACUUUGUUUUUUUCCUGGCUUUUUUGACAUGCAACAUGCACUAUAUAAUUGAACAGCAUGAGGAAAAGGAAACGUACAUGUGUCCACAGAUUGUAAGAUCUAGUCAAGACUUUGCUGUGUAUAUGAUAAUGCCCUUUGUAUUAUAUUCAAACAGUCUUAUGUAUGAUAUAUAAAAAGAACUUAAUUCA
Alosa sapidissima (American shad) is the source of this 6328-nucleotide messenger RNA. RefSeq names its product dual-specificity tyrosine-(Y)-phosphorylation regulated kinase 1A, b (gene dyrk1ab). Gene Ontology annotation, cellular component: nucleus. Gene Ontology annotation, molecular function: ATP binding; protein serine/threonine/tyrosine kinase activity; protein serine/threonine kinase activity. Gene Ontology annotation, biological process: peptidyl-serine phosphorylation; protein autophosphorylation; peptidyl-threonine phosphorylation. The transcript has 11 exons. The record is from RefSeq and is a predicted model, not a curated record. Bases 907 to 3066 code for a protein of 719 amino acids. NCBI's taxonomy places the organism in Eukaryota, Metazoa, Chordata, Actinopteri, Clupeiformes, Clupeidae.